Brachypodium distachyon (stiff brome) is the source of this 1067-nucleotide messenger RNA. Its product is annotated as probable calcium-binding protein CML21. The transcript is spliced from 5 exons. Gene Ontology annotation, molecular function: calcium ion binding. The record is from RefSeq and is a predicted model, not a curated record. Bases 161 to 853 code for a protein of 230 amino acids. NCBI's taxonomy places the organism in Eukaryota, Viridiplantae, Streptophyta, Magnoliopsida, Poales, Poaceae.
UCCAGGCUGUUAGUGUCUUGGGCAUCAGAUUCUACCUCAUCCCAAAUGGAUUCUUCCACUAACAUCCCAAGCACUCCACCUUGCAAAACAACAAACUGACCAUCUCCCUGCACUGCAGGUACAAUACAAGUAAUGAUACAUCUGCAACCUACAAACAGACAUGGGAGGCGCAGCUUCGAGGCUCGCCACGCCGAUCAAGCAACGACGAGUGGAGAAGGACCUGGACAACAAGGUGGUGGAGGCCCUGAGGGAGAGGGCCAGGGCGAGGAAGAAGACAUUCAAGUCGGUGAACAGCAUCACCAUGCGCCUGCCCCGUUUCAAGGACGGCCUCAGGGACAUCAGGGACGUCUUCGAUCACUACGAUGUGGACUCGAACGGGACGAUCGACAACGAGGAGCUGAGGAGCUGCAUGAGCAAGCUCCAGGUGCAGAUGUCGGAGAAGGAGGUUGACGAUGUUCAUAGAUACUGCGAUGUCAACAGCAGGAAAGGGAUCCAGUUCCAGGAGUUUGUCGUCCUCCUCUGCCUCAUGUACCUGCUCUUCGGCCCAGGUGUCACACGCCAGGUUUCGGAGUUUGAGUCGGCGAAGCUCAACUACGUCUUCGACGAGCUCAUCGACGCCUUCUUGUUCUUCAACAAGGAUGGGGAUGGCAAGAUGAGGAGGAAAGAUGUCACACAGAGGAUGAACGAGGCUUCUCACCAGGAGAGGACCCCUAGCCACAUAACUACGCAGCUAUUCAAGGAGAUGGACCUGAACAAGAAUGGCAGCGUGAACCUGAAGGAGUUCCUCUUCUCCAUGAUCAGAUGGGCAGGGAUAGAAACCGAGGAUGAGGGCAGCAAUGAGACUUCUCCUUAAAUGCUUUUGUUUUCAUUCAUAUCAACAGUUUGUCGAAAUGUAACAAACCGCCAGUUGCAAGUUAACACAGGUUUUGUGAUAAGGUCCAUUUGUAAUUUUAUUCAGCGGCAAGCUCACAAAGGUUCAGUAAACAGGUUUACUUGUAAUUAUGCUCAAAUGAUCAGGGCUGGAUGCAACAGAGAAUAAACUACUGUCUAAGAAAUUGCACCUCAAA